GAAUUGCUAUAAAAAACGUAGCGACGACAGCCGAAACUUAUGUAUUAAAUUUGCAAUAACUCGUCUCUUAUUUAUAAUUGUUUGGCAAACGUACGAAGGAAAUGUCUGAAAUGACGAGACUACACGGAUGUAAUAUACUCAUUAUCGGUGACAAUGACAACCUCAUCAACAAAUAUGGCCAUACCGUAACGAUUGUCUGUGGCUACGAUCCGCAAGGAAUGAGUGUACGCAUUUUAAAGGCAGGCACACAACAUCAGCUAGAAGAAUAUCCGGUUAGCGCGAAAACGACCCAUCUUAAUCAUGGUCCCACAUCACAUAUUUUUGUAGCAGGGGGUGAAAUGAUAUAUGUCAAGUUUGGCUGUAAAAACGAUUGUCAGUUGUUCCGGCAACUGCUACAAAAAUUAUCCGGAAAGGUUAAUUCAGUAUUCAACCUCCGUACGGAGGAUUCUUCAGCAUCACAGUAUUUCCAGUUUUAUGGUUAUCUCUCGCAGCAGCAAAAUAUGAUGCAGGAUUUCGUUCGAACCAGUACCUAUCAACGAGCGAUCUACAGCAAUUCGCAGGAUUUUCACAACAAAGUCAUAUUAGAUGUUGGUGCAGGAUCCGGAAUCCUAUCGUUUUUUGCCGUCCAGGCUGGUGCAGCUAAAGUAUACGCAGUAGAAGCAAGUAACAUGGCUCAGUAUGCGCAGCAGCUGGUCCAGUCAAACAAUCUCGAAGGAAAAAUAACUGUCAUUGCUGGAAAAAUCGAAGAAAUUGAACUUCCCCAGAAGGUGGAUGUUAUUAUAUCUGAGCCAAUGGGUUAUAUGCUGUAUAAUGAACGCAUGUUGGAAACUUACCUUCAUGGUAAAAAAUGGCUCAAACCAGACGGAAAAAUGUUUCCUUCGCGUGGCGAUCUUCAUGUAGCGCCUUUUACUGACGAAGCUCUCUACAUGGAGCAGUAUAACAAAGCCAAUUUCUGGAUGCAAACUGAAUUUCAUGGUGUAAAUUUAGUUGCACUUCGUGACGCAGCCAUGAAAGAAUAUUUUCGCCAACCGAUUGUUGACACAUUUGAUAUUCGUAUUUGUAUAGCCAAGUCGAUUAGGCAUACUACAAAUUUUUUAACGGCAGACGAAAAAGAUUUACAUCGUAUACAAAUUGAUGUGGAAUUUCAUAUUCUGGAAACAGGAACCUGCCAUGGAUUGGCUUUUUGGUUUGACGUAGAAUUCGCUGGAACAUGCUCACAAAUUUGGCUUUCUACAGCCCCAACGGAAUCGCUUACUCACUGGUAUCAGGUGCGAUGUUUGCUGCAAACGCCUGUUUUCGUGAAACAAGGACAGGUGCUUUCAGGAAAGGUUGUUUUGUUAGCCAAUCAGAGGCAGAGCUAUGAUGUCGAGAUUGAUUUGAAACUAGAAGGCACAAUGAUUACUUCUUCCAACACAUUAGAUCUUAAAAAUCCUUACUUCCGGUACACUGGAGCUCCCGUUCCAGCACCACCGGGAUCUAAUACUACAUCACCAAGUGAAGCAUAUUGGGGACAGCUAGAUGCUCAAGGCGCCCGAAAUGCUGUAAAUCUUGUUAAUGGCAUUACAGUUAACGGGCUAGGCGAGGUUGAUAUGUCUAUAAUUAAUACCAAUUUAUUGCCAAUGAGCAAUCAACCAAACAUUCAUCCGGGUUUGAUAUCUAGCACCGGAAGACAACAAUCACAGCAGCAGCAGGUUACACCAACUCAGCAGCUGACGAUGAAUCCAUCCAUUGCAUGUGCUGCAACAUCUACUCAAAAUGUAGCACAACAACAGCUAAUUGGCGGUGCUAUUUCCCCAUCACUUUUCACAACGCCAGCUCAGCAGAUUAUCAACAGCCACCAUACGCAACCGAUACAUGGAGGUCAAUUUUACUAGGAAUGUAUGAUGAACUCACCAGGCCAGCAUAUUAUCCAACCACCGUAACUCAAACACAUACAAUUAAAACAUAAAAAACACACACGAUACAUACACGCUUCAUCAUCGCAGUUCAUGUUCACAGCGAAAAUUCUAUUAAUAUUAUUUAAUUGUAUAUCGCUUUUUAUCGAGAUUGACCGAACAGGAACUAUAACGGUCCUGUGGACGAAUUAGAUUAUGUUUGAUAGUAGCAGGCUUUUAUUAUUUAAAAGUUUUGUUCUCUUUUAG
Molecule: messenger RNA, 2141 nt
Organism: Sabethes cyaneus
Lineage: Eukaryota; Metazoa; Arthropoda; Insecta; Diptera; Culicidae
Gene: Art4
Product: histone-arginine methyltransferase CARMER
Exons: 3
Coding region: 102-1874 (590 amino acids)
Biological process (GO): peptidyl-arginine methylation
Molecular function (GO): protein-arginine N-methyltransferase activity
Source: RefSeq, a predicted model, not a curated record